Molecule: messenger RNA, 345 nt
Organism: Bacillus rossius redtenbacheri
Lineage: Eukaryota; Metazoa; Arthropoda; Insecta; Phasmatodea; Bacillidae
Product: peroxisome biogenesis factor 10-like
Exons: 2
Coding region: 1-345 (114 amino acids)
Biological process (GO): protein import into peroxisome matrix
Cellular component (GO): peroxisomal membrane
Molecular function (GO): zinc ion binding
Source: RefSeq, a predicted model, not a curated record
AUGGGUCACUGGCGUAAGGAUCGCCGCUCUCGGUCAACGUUCCGGCUACUGGGGCUGGUCACCCUGGCGUACGGCUGCGGCUUGGUGAUGCAGGGGUUUGCCAGGUGGCGGAGCAGCAAUGAGGGUCCCCCGACCACAGACCUCCUUACAGCGGGCAAGGGGCAGGCGGCUUCUAGCUGCCCCCUCUGCCUGGAGGAGGUUCGCGAGACCAGCUGCACCCCCUGUGGCCACAUGUUCUGCUGGAGCUGCAUCAUGGAGUGGCUACAGGACAAGCGGGAGUGCCCCCUGUGCCGGGAGGCCCUGGGCCCAUCGCGAGUCGUCCUGCUCAGGAACUACCUGUCGUAG